CGUAAUAUGACGUAAACGGUCGCCCUAAUAUGACGUCACAUCCACGGACACAUCCGAAAGCUACGCCACACGCACGGGUCCAGUCUGCAGAGCGUCGAUGGAGCUUCAGUCUGCAAAGACAGAGAUGCUAAAUGAGGGAGGAGACGUGGAAGGAGGAGGACAGAAGUCACAGAUGAAGAGGAGACAGGAGGAAGACGAUGGCCGGGUCUCACCCCCCAAGAAGCUGGUGAUCGAUCACAGUGUGAAGGUCGCGAGUCACUACAAUAGCUUGCAGGAAGUCGGUCUGGCUGCGAGAAGUCGAAGCAGAAUCUUCUUCAUGAGGAACUUCAACAACUGGCUUAAGAGUGUCUUGAUUGGGGAGAUCCUGGACCAGGUCCGGGAGACAGGACCUCAGCAGGUCUCUGUGUUGGACCUCGGCUGUGGGAAAGGAGGAGACCUGCUGAAGUGGAAGAGAGGAGGGAUCAAUCACCUGGUCUGUGCAGAUAUAGCUGGAGUGUCGGUGGAGCAGUGUCAGAGUCGGUACGAAGACAUGAAGAAGAAAAGUCACGUCAACGAGAAAAUCUUCAAUGCUCAAUUUAUCAAUGCAGACUGUUCCAAGGAGGUUUUGUCGGAGAAGCUGGACGACCCAGAGCAGAUGUUCGACAUCUGCAGCUGUCAGUUUGUUUAUCACUACUCAUUUGAGAGCGAACAGAAGGCCAACAUGAUGUUGAGAAAUGCCUGUGAGCGUCUGAAGCCUGGAGGCUUCUUCAUCGGAACGACCCCGGACGCCUUCGAACUUGUUAAACGUUUGGAGGCGUCAGACUCUCUGUCCUUCGGUAAUGAGGUUUUUAAGGUUUCCUUUGGGUCCAAAGGGUUCUACCCUCUGUUUGGGUGUCAGUAUCACUUCAGCCUUGAGGACGUUGUCGAUGUUCCAGAGUCCCUCGUCUACUUCCCUCUUUUUGAACACAUGGCGAAGCGGUACAACAUGCGAUUGGUGUUGAAGCAGCGAUUUUCUGAGUUCUUUGAAGAGAAAGUGAAGAAGGAGCAUCAUCGCAGCCUCAUGAUGAAGAUGAUGGCUUUGCAGCCAUUUCCUUGUGAGGAUGGAGGUCGACAGGCUGCAGACAGCAGAGGCGAGUACGGCCAUGCUGAAGAGCACAGUGUCAGAGCCGGCGUCCAACUACCACUGGGCACUCUCAGCAGAUCUGAGUGGGAAGCAGCCAGUAUCUACCUGGUGUUUAUUUUUCAGAAGAUGUCUUGAUGCUCCACAGAAGCUCUGAUGUCAGCUGCUGCUCACCUGUUGUUCAUGUUGGGUUUGUGCAGUGUUCAUUUUGUUACUUUUAAGGCAUUAUUUUGAUAAACUAUGAACUUUGUUAUUUUUGUUAUCUAAAUAAAUUCAAAGUAAAUAUAAA
Messenger RNA from Cyclopterus lumpus (lumpfish), 1388 nucleotides. RefSeq names its product RNA (guanine-7-) methyltransferase (gene rnmt). Lineage: Eukaryota; Metazoa; Chordata; Actinopteri; Perciformes; Cyclopteridae. Gene Ontology annotation, cellular component: nucleus. Gene Ontology annotation, biological process: 7-methylguanosine mRNA capping. Gene Ontology annotation, molecular function: mRNA 5'-cap (guanine-N7-)-methyltransferase activity. The record is from RefSeq and is a predicted model, not a curated record. Bases 98 to 1237 code for a protein of 379 amino acids. The transcript has 11 exons.